Messenger RNA from Candidula unifasciata, 2178 nucleotides. The record is from the annotation of a GenBank genome assembly. Lineage: Eukaryota; Metazoa; Mollusca; Gastropoda; Stylommatophora; Geomitridae.
AUGUAUUUCUUGAAGACAAGAAAAUACCUCGAAGCACAGGAGGCAAAUGAAUCUGCAGAAAAGAAUCGACAGAGGGACCGUUACCAGCGGUCUGACUCAGCGCGACUGGUGUUGCAAGCCUUACCUCAGCAGUUGAAGGAGAGCGACGAUGGGAAAUCUUCCAAACUUGCGUCUUCCGCAGAUGCUGUACACGGCACUACGACGGGUUCAGCAGUCGAUUCAACAGUGAGGUUUAAACCGGAGGAAUUACCCGAUGGUGCAUGUUUUCGACCGAAGAAGGACCUGAUAAACUUGCCGAUAUCGAAGACACCGUCGUCUUCAGGCGCAGCUACAACUUCUACACAAGAUGCUACAGCAGGGACAGCCGCUGAAAGCGAACAUAUGGAAUACGUACGUCCAGCUGAGUACAUUGGAACGUUCUCAGUUUCUGGGAGUGAUAAACAAGCCCGGGAGCACCAGAUGGAGUCGCAGCUGGAACAAAUGAGGAAUGCCCGAGACAGGAGACCAGUCAACUUGAUCAUUUCAAACAGAGGGGUCAAGGUGGUGCUCAUUGAAAAUAAUAAUGUGUUCAUGGAUCACUCCCUGAAGCGGAUUUGGUAUGCCACAAGCGACCCAGAAUACUGUCAGUUUUCUUUUCUGGCCCGUGAACCAAAGACUAGCGCUGAGGUUCAGUACUGCCAUGCAUUUGUUACCAAAACUGCUGAACAGGCAGAAGAGCUCAUUUCUAUAAUCGGAGAUGCCUUCAAGUCCACCUACACAGAGACAAAGAAGCAACCAACAUUCCAUGAGCUGAUAGAACAACAGGUGCAGCAGCAGCAGGCCAAGUUCCGGGAGAUCCAAGAGGAAGCCAAGAACGCUCUUCAGCAAAAAUUGAAAGAGAUAGCCACCCCUACUCCAUUUUCAGAGAAAGCUCAGUUUCGUAUGGAGCAGAGGAGGAAAUCAGAGGAUGUCCAUUUGAUGGUGGGCUCCGAGAAAGUGUGGGCCAAACAGCAGAUUGAGCAAUAUGGCGUGAAGCACACUAUGUCCCCAGAGAGAGCUGCUAAUAAAUCGGCUGGGAUAAGGCAAAGUGACAUCCCACCCAGACAUGCUACACCCCAGUCGUCUCCUUUGAAGCGCAAUUCUGUACCUCCACAGGCAGCCUCAACGUCACACUCAGUGCCUUCCUCUCCUCCACCUCAUUCUCUGUCUGCCUUGGCUAUAAAAGAAUCUGUCGAGGCACGAACUUCAAACAGCAAAUGUAAAGGUUCCCCAGUCAUUGCCUUAAAGAAUGAAAUUGACAGACGCCUUUCAAUGACCAACGAAGAUGACAUCCAGUCAGUUAUUAUCUUGCAAAGAGAAUUUAGGAAAGAACAAAUGAGGCCACCUAAGCAGCAACCAAACAGUAUGGCCAACAGACCUCUACCUCUUCCACCCAGCAUUAGCAUGAGCCCACACCGAUCCCGGCAGUACCUUGACAGUCAGAGUCCUUUGCAGCAGUUACAUUUACGACAGCGUCAGCAGCUACCUCAUGCACUAGUACCCCAGCGAAGCCUGGACGACUACCACUUACCUCGCUCCUCCAGCUCUCAAGGCUCAUUCUCCUCUAAUGCCAGGGAUGAAGUUGUCAAUGUGAAAAUCAGAGACUCACCCACAAGAAGGCAGAAGCGACCGAUGAGUGAAAUCGCCACAUCCUCAAGUGGUAGUCCAGGCUUUGGUGCAGUAGGGAGUAGUUUUUAUGAGCAGCAACGACAGUGUUUAUUGAGUAACUUUGCCGCCAGCUUUCAACUUUCUAAUCGCACUGAUGUCUGUGUCCUUGAUACUGUCGGGCAGAACCAAGAGGGACACAUGGUCACAGAACAAGGAUUUCAUGAAGCUUUUCAAAACAGAGGCCGCAAUUUCAAUAGAAGAGCGGACGUCAGACUGAGGGAAGUCAGAAAGGAAGGAUUACCUGCAGUUCCACAUGGUUCUCGUCAGUCUAAAGGGAGCUCGUCAUCAGACUCUAGUCACCCACAGACACAUGGCCAUGACAUUCUGAACCGUCCUGUCAGUUUAGGCCAAGAGCAGAUGGCAGGUCCAGGUUUGCAACCAACAUCCAGUUCAAGCCAAGGCCGGGGUGAGUCUGCGGUGCCUCGGUACCAGAAUGACAGUCCCUUUCGUACUGACAAGCCAGAACAAGGCUCCAAGCAUCCAGCAGGGUAA